Pelobates fuscus (common spadefoot toad) is the source of this 1089-nucleotide messenger RNA. RefSeq names its product dead end protein homolog 1-like. Gene Ontology annotation, cellular component: cytoplasm; nucleus. The record is from RefSeq and is a predicted model, not a curated record. The coding region runs from base 1 to 1089 and encodes 362 amino acids. NCBI's taxonomy places the organism in Eukaryota, Metazoa, Chordata, Amphibia, Anura, Pelobatidae. Gene Ontology annotation, molecular function: mRNA binding. The transcript has 5 exons. Gene Ontology annotation, biological process: mRNA stabilization; negative regulation of miRNA-mediated gene silencing.
AUGGAACACGAGCAGGUCUGGAUAAAUGGCGUAAACACUGAAAAUAAACUUGCUGUACUAAAAUGGGCAAAAGAGACCAAAAUAAAUCUGGUCCAGGUAAAUGGUCAAAGGAAAUAUGGCGGACCCCCUCCAGAUUGGGUCGGUGAAGCUCCAGGUAUUGGCUCUGAAGUUUACAUCGGGAAAAUACCACAGAAUAUGUAUGAAAAUAAACUGAUACCCCUUUUCCAGACAGUCGGCAAAUUGUAUGAAUUUCGUCUAAUGAUGACAUUUAGCGGCCUAAAUCGGGGGUUUGCCUACGCCCGCUAUGCAAGUAGACGCAGAGCACAUGCUGCCAUUGCAACAUUAAAUGGGUUUGAGAUUGUCUGCGGACACAGAAUAAUUGUGAGCAGAAGCACAGAAAAAUGUGAGCUGCUGCUAUCCAGGAUCCCACGUCUUCUGGAGCCAACUUUAUUAAAGAAAAUGCUGCAGGAAAUCACAUUCGGUGUGGAAGGUGUCUUACUGUAUGAAAACCCCGUAAAUCCUAAUGAAAAGAUGGCCAUAGUGAAGUACAGAACCCACAGAGCAGCCGCCAUGGCAAAAAAAAAAUUACGUCAAGAUCCACAAUGUAUCUGUGGUCACUUUAUUGCUGUAGAGUGGCUGAAUUCUGAAGUUAGACAAACUCUUUACAGUAAAAGACCACAGUCUGAUUUCACUGGCCCUCAAGCAUUACAGAGAAAUGAUGCUAAUCCUUUGGAGGCUUUUAAUCGUGACGGGGCUAGAAACUUGUUUUUCACUCAACAACAAACAGAAGUUCCAGCCCUGACACCACACUAUUCCGUGGAAACCAGCUAUGCCCUGAACUAUUUACAAAAUCUUGAAAACAAGAAGCAGACUGGACAUCCUAUAUUACCUCCGUUCUGUGAAAAUCAGGAAGUAAAGAACGUAUCAAGAUAUAAUGACGGCCAAUUGGAUGAUGUGGGAAUGAAUGAGAGAAUUUGGAAUAUGGAGCAAAUUCUGAAAUGUCUUUUUGAUUUAAAAGUAAAACGGCAAAUUAUUCUUACUUUCUUCCUCUGCUUCUUCCUUAGCUCACUGUUCAGGAAGAUGUUCUAA